This is a messenger RNA of Zychaea mexicana, 2082 nucleotides long. Its product is annotated as kinase-like domain-containing protein. The transcript is spliced from 12 exons. Gene Ontology annotation, cellular component: spindle; nucleus; kinetochore. Lineage: Eukaryota; Fungi; Mucoromycota; Mucoromycetes; Mucorales; Lichtheimiaceae. Gene Ontology annotation, biological process: protein localization to kinetochore; meiotic spindle assembly checkpoint signaling; mitotic spindle assembly checkpoint signaling. The coding region runs from base 1 to 2082 and encodes 693 amino acids. The record is from RefSeq and is a predicted model, not a curated record. Gene Ontology annotation, molecular function: protein serine/threonine kinase activity; ATP binding; protein serine/threonine/tyrosine kinase activity.
AUGUCUUGUGAAUCGCCUGGAUCUUCCUCCAAAUCCUCUUCACCGUGUUCCCUUGCUCUUACUGAAUCGACCCUACACAAUCACAACCGACGUAUGAACCAUGCGUUGACACCUACUACAGCGACGUCUAUCCCUGUUUAUCGCAAUCAUGACGACGACGACAACGACAGUGAUUCAACUUCAUCCGGUGCACAGCUACAACAAAGCGAAAAUAGUAAUCCUGAUUUGGAGUCAUCCGAUGAGGAACCUGAACGCCCUGACCUUAGUUAUCUCAAUUGGAAAAACGACGACGUCGACGACGACGACGACGACAAUAAUGACAAUAGUACAGAAAUCAGCAAUGUCAUUGUACCUGUUGCCACCACCACCAUUUCUACCCCUGUUACAUCCGUAGUUCAUUCUACACUACCAAGCUCUCCACGAUCGCCUUCAUUGACGCGAUCACCGUCUAUUGGCACGCCAGAACACACUACGAUGAAACGGGGCUUUAUCUGUCCUAACCAAAGACCUAACCGUCCGAUUAAUAUAUCGACAUCGGGUGCUAGCAUAACAAGUACAAGUACCGUCAGCAGCCUCACUAAAACCUUUACAACCUUAUCGAAUAAUAACAAUACGGUCAAAACCAACAGCUAUCACAAUGAUAGCGGACCACUGUCAAAUCGAUUAUCGAACGCAGAAACCUUCGCAGCACCAGCUGCGCAAGCGAUCCGACCAUCACCAUCACUGUCAGCGAUAGCAUUUUCAGCAAAAAACCAACCCGUAGCCAGCAGCAGUAGCACUGCAGACAGUAUCACGCGCAAUGAAGGGACACCGUCGCUUAACAUUAAUCAUAGUAAUACCGUGAGCGGCUCGGAUUUCACAUCUCCUUUGACUCCAAACGAAUAUGACAAUCACAAAGGGAAGGCAAAGCAAUCACAGGGCCGAUGUCAGGAUAAAGAUGUUUCAAAAAAUGAAUCAAGGCUACCAGAAAAGGAGAAAAGACAGCCAAGUUGCUCGCCCUCUCCCGGACCGAGUUGUCCUAUCAAACGUCCUUUGGACAAUCAACCACCCGUAAAAAAGCUGCCACGACAAGAAGGUCACCCCGCGCCUUCAUUAGCCCAGGCUGCUCCCUGCACACCCCAUCCGACGCCCUCAAAACCCUUAACGCCAUCAGCACCACAAGCGAGUAAACCCAACGACCUGCCACCGGGCUUUGAUAUGAUUACCUUUCGAGGUAAACAAUAUGUCCAACUCAAUCACAUCAAGUCCGGUGGAUCAAGUCGUGUAUACAAAGUCAUGGGCUUAGACCGAACUGAAUAUGCGUUGAAAGAUAUCAUGAUUGACAGGUUCAAUACAACCCAGUUUGACUUGUACAUUGAAGAAGUUAUACUUUUAAAACAAUUACAAGGCAAUGACUGCGUGAUACGAAUGUAUGAUUACGAGGUUUCGAGAAGUAAAUGCCAAUUGCGUUUGCUUUUUGAAUACGGAGAAAUUGAUCUUGCUAGCUAUCUUCAUCACAACAAGCUCAACAUUUACGAAAUUAGGCAUUUUUGGCGAAAGAUGGUAGAAGCUACCCAGCUAUUACAUCAAAGAAAGAUUGUACACUCAGACCUGAAGCCUGGCAACUUUGUCAUGGUGAAGGGUAGAGUUAAGAUAAUAGAUUUCGGUAUCGCAAAGGCGAUCAAUGGGAACACGAUGAAUAUCCGAAGAAACUCAAUUUAUGGCACACCAAACUACAUGGCACCAGAAGCCCUUGACGAUAUCUUUAGUACGAUGCCAAACAAUAAUGAAGAAGACAUGGAUGAUUUGGAUUUGGACGAAGAGGAGGCCAAGAAAGAACUGUAUAAGCUCGGUCCACCGGCCGAUAUCUGGGCUUUGGGUAUCAUACUGUAUCAAAUGGUGUACGGUGUCACUCCAUUUAAUAAACACCCAAACAAGGAUGCGGCGAUACGAAAGGCACCUGUUCACUAUCCGCAGAAAAGUCGGCUUGGAGAAGAAGUGACGCCUCAGUUACUGGAUGUAAUGGAACAAUGCUUGGAUAAGGACCCCAAAAAUCGACCGACUGCUGAUCGUCUUCUCCGGCACUGGUUUCUUCGCUCAUAG